ACGUGAUUCGCGCGCAGUUGUAUCCUUUCCCAGACCGAGUCGAUACGCAGACGCGUUAUUUUUUUUCAUUUGAAACAGUUCGCUGCAUCGACGUUAUAGUGUAGUGCAGCAAUGGCCUUCCUCCAGGGUCCCUCGGUGAAGCAGGCGGAGAUGAUGAAGCAGGACCUGGGGGAGCAGCCGGGAGAUCUGGAGAGGUGCAUACGCGACCUCAGGAGCAUGCUGGCCGCUUCGCCGUAUCUACCUGAUCCGGAGGACGUAGAUCAGAAGUUCCUGGAGCUGUACGUGCGCGGCUGCCGCAUGGAUAUGGACCGCGCGCGCUCCAAGCUGGAAUCCUUCUACCUCUGUCGCUCGCGCUACAGAGACCUGUACGAGCACAGGUCGCUCAACGAGCCACCACUCCAUGACUCCUGCAAGUUCCUGGACAUAGUACCGCUCCCUAAAGUGACAGACGAGGGGUACCGAGUGACGAUCAUGCGCGUGCGCCCCAACUACCCCGAGAGCUCGGCCGACAUCGCCGAUGUGGCCAGGGCUAUCCUUCUGGUCAGCGACGCCAGGAUACACGACGAAACCCUCAUCGCUGGCGACGUCUUCAUUUGGGAGGUGACACACGUGCGAGCAUCUCUAGUGGCGCGCGUGAUGGCGGCGACCAACGCCGUGCGGCGCAGCAUCCACCUGGCGCACGCGGCCUACCCGCAGCGCAUGAAGAGGAUCCACGUGGUGGGCGCGCGGCCCUUCCUCGCCUCCUCGCUGCAGCUCAUAAGGUCUUGCGUCAACGAGAAGAUCAGGUCACGGUAUUACAUUCAUUCACAAGUCGAGGAAUUGUUGGAGCACAUUCCUGCGAGAGUAUUGCCGGCAGAAUGGGGCGGAGAGGAAGAAUCUAUUGAAGUACUCGCAAAAAAAUGGAUAAAUCGAGUGGACGAGCUCCGAGACUACCUCAGAAACCUCAGCGUUCUAUGCAAUACAGCACCAGCUCCAAUAUUGGAUAAUGAUAUUUACGGCACAGUAGGCGCAUUUAGAAAACUCGAUAUCGAUUAAGUUAACUACGCCCAACACUAGAAGAUGCUACAACCAAACAGCACACAGCUCUUGUUGUAGCGGGGGUUGAUGUUAUAUAUCCUCCUUAUAGACCGGAGGGAUGCAUGUUACACUGAAGUUGAUAAGAUAAGGAAUGACACACGAUGGGCGUACCAAAGAUUGCACAACACUAAUAAAUGUCAUUCAAAUCUGUGAUGUUACUUACGAACGGAAAGCAAAUUAGAAGCUCAUAACCCAGCAGAUACAGUGAUUGGGAGAGGAGAAUUUCGCUUAAUUUAAAAUAAGAAGGAAAACUAGAUAGUAAGUCUCAUUAGAGGAAUGUUGCGUAGAUGCUAUAAGCAGCUGAUUUUUAAUAAAAUGAUUAAGUGUGAAUGCGAAGUGGGUGUCGAUAUGUUUAAUGAACAUUUUACGUAGGUAGAAAUAAGUUUACAGCGUCCGGUUAUUUGUGUAAUAGCGAUACCAAUUACGUGGUGCAAGAAGAUACCUAUUUGAGUUUACUGUAUCUAGGUAUAAGUAAUUUAAUAUGAACUAUAAGGAAAUAUAAAUUUAACAAAA
Plodia interpunctella (Indianmeal moth) is the source of this 1590-nucleotide messenger RNA. RefSeq names its product alpha-tocopherol transfer protein-like. Gene Ontology annotation, molecular function: phosphatidylinositol bisphosphate binding. The record is from RefSeq and is a predicted model, not a curated record. Lineage: Eukaryota; Metazoa; Arthropoda; Insecta; Lepidoptera; Pyralidae. Bases 112 to 1035 code for a protein of 307 amino acids. Gene Ontology annotation, cellular component: membrane. The transcript has 5 exons.